GGGGUUGUGGUUUUUUGUUGUCUUUGUGUAAAGGAGUGGAGCUAGAUCUCACAUCACUCUUCCCUCUUCCCCGAAUCCUUUCUAAACUCUCCCCCGGGUUUCUACCCUCCCAAACCUCUCCCCUUCUACCCUUAAAACCCCACCCUUCCCCCGAACAUAUCUUACAAUAAGGAAUAGUUCUCAGAUCCAUCCUCGUGACCAAAGACCCCAACAACAGCGUUGACCAGCCAGAAGAUCUCCAUCCAUCCUGUGGUAAUCAUGGACUCCGGUGUCAUCGAAGGAGGACUCAAUGUCACCCUGACCAUCAGGUUGCUCAUGCAUGGAAAAGAAGUUGGAAGCAUUAUUGGCAAGAAAGGCGAAUCUGUGAAGAAGAUGAGGGAGGAGAGUGGUGCUCGCAUCAACAUCUCGGAGGGAAACUGCCCAGAGAGGAUCAUCACCCUGGCUGGUCCCACCACUGCCAUCUUCAAAGCAUUCUCCAUGAUCAUCGAAAAGCUUGAGGAGGACAUCAGUAGCUCCAUGACCAACAGCACGGCCACCAGCAAGCCCCCGGUCACCCUGCGCAUCGUGGUGCCGGCCAGCCAGUGUGGCUCCCUCAUUGGAAAGGGAGGAUGCAAGAUCAAAGAGAUCCGCGAGUCGACAGGUGCUCAGGUACAGGUUGCAGGGGACAUGCUUCCUAACUCCACAGAGAGAGCCAUCACCAUUGCCGGCACUCCCCAGUCCAUCAUUGAGUGUGUGAAGCAGAUCUGUGUGGUCAUGCUGGAGCAGUCUCCCCCUAAAGGGGUCACCAUCCCGUACCGGCCCAAGCCCUCAGGAUCCCCAGUCAUCUUCGCUGGAGGACAGGCGUAUGCUGUUCAAGGACAGCACGCGAUUCCACAGCCCGAUUCUUCCUCUGCCUCUAUCUCCCCACAGCUCACCAAGCUACACCAGCUGGCCAUGCAGCAGAGUCCCUUCCCCAUCGCCCCCAACAACCAGGGCUUCACCGGUAUGGAUGCCUCUGCGCAAACUAGUUCCCAUGAGAUGACCAUUCCAAAUGAUCUGAUUGGGUGCAUCAUCGGUCGCCAGGGCUCCAAGAUCAACGAGAUUCGUCAGAUGUCCGGCGCCCAGAUCAAGAUCGCCAACCCAGUGGACGGCUCGGCCGACCGUCAGGUCACCAUCACCGGCUCUCCGGCCAGCAUCAGCCUGGCAGAGUACCUCAUCAACGCCAGGCUCUCCUCUGAGGCUACUGGGCUGGCGGCCAACUGAUCACUCUGCAACUGCACUAACCCCCCCCCCUCCACCAUCGGCUCCCCUACAGUGCUCAAUGCAACUCUCCAACUUAGUUAUAUAAACUUCCUUCUUUUGUUUUUGGUUGAAGUCAUGUCACCCCCCUCCCCCUCUCCAUUAAUUUGAACUGCAUUUAUUUAUUUUUUUGUUUUUAUUCAGAAUUUGGUUUUUAAUUCCCUUUUGAGUCCAGUUGGAGGUUUUAAUGAUUUUUUUCCUUUGUUGGAUGGAAAACUCCCUCUCUCCCAUCUUUCUUUACCAUCACAAAAGAGUAGAGGUGGAAAAAUCUGAAUAGGCAUAGCUUUAGUUCUGUACAGUCAGAUUUUUCUUUAAAACUGAAAAGACAAAAAAAAGGAAAAAUAAAAGUCUCAAAAAUAUAGAUUGCCUGUUUUUUUCUGUUCUCCUCCCCCUCCUAACCCACCACAAAUCCUCUACCCCACCCCCAAGUUAUUCACCCAUUACAAUAUCGUCAAAAUCACAUGAUUGUGAGACCCUGUGAUGUCCUAGUGCAUUUUUUUAAGGAGGAGAACGGUAAGUCACCGGGUGAUGGGGGGCACUAGCUUGUACAGGAUCAGAACAGCUACUGUAGACCCCCCCACCCCCCCCCCCCCCCCCUAUCUAACACUAUGAGGCUGAUGCUCCACACCCAUUUGAAUAAUUGAUAACCGUGUCUCACCAUAACCACCCUUAUUUUUCUUUUGUCAUUCCUAUUUUUCCACCUUCGCCUUUUGCCCAUGUGAUUUUUUUGUUUAGACUUUUUUUCUGGGAGGGGGAGCGGGAAGGGUCGGGGAAAGCUUGGGCUGAAGGCUCUGGUCCAGAGAGGAUGGGCCUCCGUUUUUGUAAAGAUACUACUUAAAAAAUCAAAAAAAGUUGGAAUAUUUGUUUUAAAUGGAAGAAAAUAUUUUUUUUUAACUACCAAAGGGGGAUUGACUCCUAAACAUUGAGUGGUCUGUUUGUAAAAGUGAAUCAGACUAAGAACUGAAUCAUUAAACUGAAACUAGACAGAGAAAGGGUAAUGAGUUGACACUAGUUUCCUGCUCUUUGCUUUGCUCGAGUAAGAUUAUUUUUAUUAUUUGCAGGAAGAAAAAAAAAAAACUACUUUUGUGCACGUUUUUUUUUUGUUUUGGAUAAACUGUAGACCUGGGUGCCACAACAUUGUUAAAGACAAUAAUAAAGAUGUGAAAUGCUCAAACUACAA
Messenger RNA from Hypomesus transpacificus, 2458 nucleotides. Its product is annotated as poly(rC)-binding protein 2-like. The coding region runs from base 259 to 1242 and encodes 327 amino acids. The record is from RefSeq and is a predicted model, not a curated record. Lineage: Eukaryota; Metazoa; Chordata; Actinopteri; Osmeriformes; Osmeridae. The transcript is spliced from 13 exons. Gene Ontology annotation, molecular function: mRNA binding; single-stranded DNA binding. Gene Ontology annotation, biological process: regulation of RNA metabolic process; regulation of gene expression. Gene Ontology annotation, cellular component: nucleus; cytoplasm; nucleoplasm.